Capsella rubella is the source of this 1647-nucleotide messenger RNA. RefSeq names its product fasciclin-like arabinogalactan protein 10. The transcript has a single exon. NCBI's taxonomy places the organism in Eukaryota, Viridiplantae, Streptophyta, Magnoliopsida, Brassicales, Brassicaceae. The coding region runs from base 129 to 1412 and encodes 427 amino acids. Gene Ontology annotation, cellular component: plasma membrane. The record is from RefSeq and is a predicted model, not a curated record.
CCAUAGUUUGAAACCUUCAAAUAAUGUAUAACCAUGGUUAAAUUGUUAACCUCUUCUUUAAUAAAUCCUUCGUUUGAUCAUCUCUCUCACUUUCUCCUCUACUCCACAGUUCAACCGUCCAAAUUCCAAUGGGGACAUUACGAGCUUUCUCUCUCCUGGCACUCGCUUUGUCUCUCCUAGCCGUCGCUUCCACCGUCUCCGGCCAUAACAUCACUCAAAUCCUCUCCGAUACGCCGGACUAUUCCUCCUUCAACAGCUACCUUUCCCAAACAAAACUCGCCGACGAAAUCAACAGCCGAACUACCAUCACCGUCCUCGUCCUCAAGAAUGGCGCAAUGUCUUCCCUCGCCGGAAAACAUCCACUCUCCGUCGUCAAAAACGCUCUCAGCCUCCUCGUCCUCCUCGACUACUACGAUCCUUUGAAACUCCACCAGCUCUCUCAAGGCACAACUCUCACCACCACGCUUUAUCAAACCACCGGAAAUGCUCCCGGAAACCUAGGGUUCGUCAACGUCACCGAUCUCAAAGGAGGCAAAGUCGGAUUUGGCUCCGCCGCUCCUGGAUCCAAGCUCGAUUCAUCCUACACCAAAUCCGUUAAACAAAUCCCUUACAACAUCUCCGUUCUCGAAAUCAACGCUCCGAUCAUCGCUCCCGGAAUCUUAACCGCACCUGCUCCUUCUUCCGGCGGACUCAGCAACAUCACCGGACUUCUCGAGAAAGCCGGUUGUAAAACCUUCGCGAGUUUGCUCGUCUCGAGUGGCGUACUCAAAACAUACGUAUCAACCAUUGAAAAAGGCUUGACGGUCUUUGCACCGUCCGAUGAAGCUUUUAGAGCGAAAGGUGUACCAGAUCUGACGAAGCUCACGCAAGCUGAGGUGGUCUCGCUCCUAGACUACCACGCCCUCGCUGAGUACAAACCUAAAGGUUCACUAAAGACUAACAAAGACGCUAUCUCCACGUUAGCCACUAACGGCGCCGGUAAGUACGAUUUAACGACGUCCACUUCUGGCGACGAGGUUAUCCUUCACACCGGCGUUGCUCCGUCGCGACUCGCUGACACGGUGAUCGAUGAGACACCUGUCGUGAUCUUCACGGUGGAUAAUGUACUACUCCCCACUGAGCUAUUCGGAAAAUCUCCAUCUCCAUCUCCAUCUCCGGCGCCGGCACCGGAGCCGGUGACUGCACCGACACCGUCUCCAGCUAAGUCACCGUCUCCAGCUGAAGCACCUACUCCAGCGGCAGCUUCUCCGCCGGCACCUCCGGAGGACGAAACUUCGCCGGAAGGAGCUCCGUCAGACUCGCCGACAAGUUCAGAGGACAGUAAUGCGAAAAACGAGGCGUUUCACGUGAACGCUCCUGCGUUGUUCACCGCAUUGGUCGUCGCUCUUGCCGCCACAUCUCUCUUGUUAUAAAACACUCUUUAAUUACCGAGAGUGCCACUCUCUUCUUUUUAGCUAUAGACGAGUCCCUUUAUUUAUUUACGUGGUUCUGUUUGUUAAGACUGGGAUAAGUGUUUAAGUUAAUCUUUUUAGUUAAUUUUAGAUAUUUGAUGAUUGUUUUUUGUUUUGUUUUGGUGUGUUAUUAGUUUUGUAAUACUGUUGUUGAGAGAUCUUCUAAUUAACUAGUAGCAUUUCAGUUCGUGGUUUU